This is a messenger RNA of Rotaria socialis, 1076 nucleotides long. NCBI's taxonomy places the organism in Eukaryota, Metazoa, Rotifera, Eurotatoria, Philodinida, Philodinidae. The record is from the annotation of a GenBank genome assembly.
AAUAUGGUUUACAAACAUUUUGACAGUCGCUGUACACAAAUAAUCAUCGAAAACAUCAGGGUACAAGCUAAAGUUGACUGAAUUUUACUUAUAUAUUGUAUAUUGUAAGUAAAAGGAGAAAUGCUCACGCUCACGGAGAGCGCGAGCAAAAACCGCUCAUGCUCAUGAGCGUGAGCGUGAGUUGUACACCCCUAUACUAGUCUACAUGUCCAAUGAAUACUGGUCACCAGUAUCAGUAAUACUCAAGUUUCAUUAGAAUCAUUUCGAAACGUAAUUCUUCUUAUCAGAAACUCGGAGAGAUGAUUCUGGUCACCAGCGUUACCAGUACCCAGUAUACUGGUACUGAUGAACCCCUAACAGGGACCCUGUUCGGUUGUGACUUGAACAGCAUAUAGUAUAUAAAAAAAAUCCCUAAAAAAAAAAUCCCUAAAUUGAAAAUCCCCAUUUGGUCACCAGAAUGGAUCAUAUUUGUUUUAUUCACCACAAGUGUGGAUAUGAUGUAUAGAUGUGUCUGUGGAUUUCUAUUUGUGGUAAAUGAUAGUCAUUCGCAUGAUAUUGCUCUCUAUCGACUAACUGUUGAAAGAAACAUGAUCCGUAUCAAAUAUAAUUUUAUUGAUCGAUUAUUUCAGUUUGAAUUUUGUGAUACAAAUUUCAAUGUAUACCAGAAACAACUUUUCGAAUAUCUUACACAAAAGAAAUUCGAUAAAGAGAAAUCAAAACUAGAAGUUGCCAUUUUAAAACAACGUCUUGCUCUCCAUUGUCUACCAAAAUCUUUCGAUCAACUUGAAAUAUCUACACCUACAUCAAUGGAUACGAUGGCAGAUAAACAUAUGUAUCAACAUCUAAAGGAUUGAUCUACAAACAUUUUAAAAUCUACUAAAUUUGAUAUGCUAAAGAUUUAUAUGGCAGCUACUGAAGCACGAGCCAAUCAAUAUCGAAUCGAAUUUGAAAAUGCCAUGGCUAUACUAAAAGAAAAUGAACGUAUGGGUCCCUUACAUCGACAAUUAACUCAAAUCAUGUCCAAUAUUAUGAUCAAACGUUUCAACAAUAUGAAUGAACAUCUUCUAGCUGCUUAA